AUGAUAGCAUAUACAUAUUCAGCACUUCCACCAGGGUCGUUCACUCGCAUGAUCCGUCUCUUGCCACAAAGAGAAAGAAAUGCCCCCAUCGAGUGCAUACUUAUCAACUACGAUCUUUCAGUGUCAGAAAGCCGAAACCAUCUUUACGAGGCACUUUCCUAUACGUGGGGUAGCAAUGAUAAGCCGCAAGCAGUUCUGAUUGGUGGAAGUCUUCUGCCUGUGACUGAGAAUCUUCACACUGCAUUGUCGUACCUUCGGGACCACCAAUUGGAGAGAACAUUGUGGGUUGAUGCGAUCUGCAUCAACCAAGAAGACGAAGAUGAGAAGAAUACACAUAUUCCGCUUAUGAGAGCCAUCUACGCACAGGCCGAUCGAGUCAUUGUCUGGCUUGGGGAGCCAGACCAUGCUGGCCCCAAUGCACUUGACACGAUCCAUCAACUCGCAGAGAACAAAGUGUUGCUUUAUGCAGGUACCGAAAGCGUUGAUUUGUCAGAAGCGGAUCAUGUGGCCUGUAUGAGACUGCUAAGACAUGAUUGGUUUCGCCGUAUCUGGGUGCUACAAGAAGUUGGUGUUGCUCGAUCAAUUAUGUUUCGGUGUGGCCUAGUUCAGGUCAACGGCUAUUCGUUCUGUGAAGGCCUUAGCAGACUAAAGCUGUCACUACUACCAGACCACGUGCUCACAGUCAUCCCUCUUGUCCGAAGUUCAAUUAUUCGGCCACGCAACUCACGAAAACUGCCAGGUAAUCUCCCUUUAGGAGAGCUGAUCGACAUGUAUCAUACCCACUUCGCAACAGUUCCACACGACAAGAUAUAUGCGUUGCUAGGGUUGUGCUCGGAUGAUCUUAAAACACCCUGCUUAAGACCAAACUAUCGGCUUGCAUUCAGUGCUGUUGUUAAGCAGAUCGUAAACUAUAUCUUCAUGGGAAAUCAUACUGUGGCAGUUCUGCCUGACACUAACAUAGCUGUGAUCAAAGGCAAAGGGUGGAUUUUGGGCCAUAUCGUGUCAGUCGAAAGAAGCACACCCCUUCAUGACUACCAGACUAUUGGUAUUGGCUUCCAUGAGAAUGCCUUGGGGAUGUUCUUUGAAACUCAGUGGGGAAAUAAAUGGGUAAUUCACGCUUCAGCAACAUUAAUUCAGGUCUAUGAUAUUGUGUGCUUCUUGCAUAAUGCUCCAAAGCCAACAAUCAUUAGACUGGGGAAAGGGAAAAUCAGUGUUGUCGUGAGUAUGGCAACACCAGACAUGGUCAAAAAGAAAACCGGAUACGAAUCCUUUCGUCGACACUCCAAGACGAAGAUAUCAGACCUACGGAAGCAAUUCCAACUCAUAUAUGCGCCACCUAUUGACCUUUUCUUCACUUGGGACAUCAGUCCACCUGCCAGAGAGAGCAGGAGUGAAUUAACUAGUCUGAAAGUGCCAACCUCUACUACUUCUAGCAGCCUAGGACAGACAUUGGAGGGAAAAGAGCAGGAAUACGGAUGUCUGAAACUCAUUUUAGAAGACAUUAUUGUGAAUAUACUGAAAUCUGAUGACUUUGAAGCGCAGUUCGAACCGAUGAAGCGACUUUUGUGUCAGACUCAGGUCCAAAUACCGGUCAGUGAAAGAGUGCUCGAGGCAGCAGCAGCACGUUAUGACAUCGCAUAUAAACUCCUAAAGAUUCUUCUUGACGACCAACGGAAGAGAGCAUCAAUAAUAGAAAUUUCAGUCAGAAAUGCAACAAGCAUCUAUGAGCUCAUGGGUAUUCUUUUUCUCCGCACGGCCGAUUCUUACAUCACUGAACGGGUGAUCGAUGAAACAAGUCAAAAUCCACAAGGAAAUUCGAUUAUCAAACUUUUUUACCAGUAUCAAAAGAGCCUUCCAGUCUCUGAACAUGCAGUCGAGAAUGCAGUGAAACAUACCUUUGGACUUGAUAUUAUUUUACUGUUUUACUACUACCAUCAGAACAGCCUUCCAAUCUCUGAACGUGCAGUUCAAAAUGCAGUAGAACACAUUGAUGGACUUGAUAUCCUUCGUCUGUUCUACCAACAUCAAACGUGUCUACCAAUCUCUGAACAUGCAGUCCAAAAUGUAGUGGAACAUGUCAAAGGACUUGAUAUCCUUUGUCUGUUCUACCAACACCAAGACAAUCUACCUAUCUCUGAACAUGCAGUCCAAAAUGUAGUGGGACAUGUUAAAGGACUUGAUAUCCUUCGUUUGUUCUACCAACAUCAAACGUGUCUACCCAUCUCUGAAGAGGCAGUUGAAACUGCAGUGCACUAUCCUAACGGGAUUGAGAUCCUUCGUCUGUUUUACCAACACCAAGACAAUCUACCAAUCUCUGAGGAGGCUGUUGAAACCGCAGUGCACUAUCCUGAUGGAAUUGAGAUCCUUCGUCUAUUUUACCAACAUCAAACGUGUCUACCCAUCUCUGAAGAGGCAGUUGAAACUGCAGUGCACUAUCCUGAUGGGAUUGAGAUCCUUCGUCUGUUUUAUCAACACCAACACAACCUACCAAUCUCUGAAGAGGUCAUCGAAGCUGCAGUCAAGUACAACGAUCGACUUGAGAUCCUUCGUCUGUUUUACCAACACCAAGACACUCUACCAUUCUCUGAAGAUCUGUUGAAUGCGGUAGUACAACUCCCCGACGGAACCGAACUUUUGCAGUUUUUGUUCAAGCAACAAAGCUGUCCACCCAUCUCUGCAAGUACAAUCCAAAACGCAAUCUUAUCACCACAUGCACUUAAAAAAGUACAUCUUCUACAGCAGUACUAUCAAGAGAGAUUCCCGAUUUCUGAGGCGGUGGUCACUGCAGUAAUGAACCAUACUGACGGACCAAAUUCUGUGAGGCAGCGCUACCAGCAAGACAAAGGCUUACCGAUUUCUAAGGAAACGGUUAGUACAGCUAUUAUGGAUUCAAAUUGCUUCGAAAAUUUAAAUUUUCUUUACAAAUUGCAGAAGAGCCUCCCGAUCAAUAAAGCGGCGGUAGAGUUCAUAGUAAUGGAGCUCUUGGAACCUGGAGAUGAAGGAUCACGUUUGCGGGAUUUGACGGGCGACAACACGGAGUAUGAAUAUCGUAGGAAGUGUCUAAAGCUUAUCUAUCAGCAUCAAAGUGAUGUGGUUCUUAGGGCGGCAAAGGACUCCAUAGUCAAGGAUAAAAUUAUACACAUGCUGCGCGAAUUUGACGAGCAAGAAAAUGAGUGA
Aspergillus niger is the source of this 3177-nucleotide messenger RNA. RefSeq lists its product as uncharacterized. The transcript is spliced from 2 exons. The coding region runs from base 1 to 3177 and encodes 1058 amino acids. NCBI's taxonomy places the organism in Eukaryota, Fungi, Ascomycota, Eurotiomycetes, Eurotiales, Aspergillaceae. The record is from RefSeq and is a predicted model, not a curated record.